CUAUUGGAAUUGGCCGAGUUAAAUAAAUACCAUGGCUUCGAUCUUUUUCAAUAAAAUCAUCACGCAGUAAACAUAAGGUACAAGUUUAAGUUGUACCAUAAAAUAAAAGAAUUUGUACAAAAAGUAUAGGUACAAUUUAAAGUUGUACCAUAACGCUAAAUGUACAAUUUCAAGUUGUACCAUAAAAGCAAAAACCUAUAUCACCAAUGCUAUAUAGCAUUGUAAAAUUCCUCGGAAAUACAAAUGCAAUUAAUUAUUCAUCCGGUCCUGAUAAAAUCAUAUUUAAUUUCAUGCGUCAACUGCUGCCACUUUCCCCGUCAAAGCGUCGACUCCUGCAGUGGCCACUGUGGCAGAGUGGUAACUACCUCGCUCGCUGCGUCGUCAAUCUCACCAGCGGAAAGUUCCCAGAAGUGAAGUGGGCACUAUCAGGUAGGGUUCCUUACUCCCGCCGGUAUAAUCACUUCCAUCCGACUUCCUCACCCGCUCGUGGAUCCUCUCUCAGAAGAAUCGAAGCUUGGAAGGGCGUCUGGUCCAACACGAGGCAAGCUUGCUCCUUUCCCUUUGUUUCGAUUUUGGUUCCCCUGUUCGUGCUUACCAUCUUUCAGGAUUCAGUCUUCCCGCAAUUCAAUUUUAGUUCCAUUGCUGAUAGAGUAGUUCAAAAUUUUGAUUGAUAUUCAUGAUUUGCUUGAGUCUGGACUUUGUUGGUGUGCCCCAAGUUCGAUGCUUUUGAUUUUGAUGGCCGUCCCAAUAGGAAUUACCACGAGCUCCAAGUGUUCGAUAAAUUGCCUGAAUGAGAAAUUUCCGUCAAAAACUUAUAUGUUCCUUCCGUUUUCGUUCUUGUGUUUCGUGGGUGUUUUUUUCAUCAUCGAAAUGCAUCAAUUAGUGACUGUUUACUUCGUUCGUCAUCUUACUUACCUCGCUCGCUCACUCACCUGUUGAAGAACAUUUCUCUCGGCAUAGGAAAUGGCUAACGCUGUGCCAGCCCAGCUUGAGCAAUGGUGCAACUUGACGGACAAAGUGGUCCUCAUCACUGGCGCGUCGUCAGGUUUAGGCCUAGACUUCUGUCUCGACCUAGCGAAAGCCGGGUGCAGGAUAGUGGCUGCUGCUAGGCGUAUCGAUCGCCUGCAAUCUUUGUGUAAUGAGAUCAAUAAUCUCCCCUUCACAACCCCUCAAUCUUCUUCAUCCUCUUCAGGGGAGCUUAGCAAUCGUCUGCGUGCUGUGGCCGUUGAGCUGGACGUAUCAGCAGGUGGUGCUGCCAUUGACCAAGCUGUACAGAAGGCUUGGGAGGCGUUCGGGACGAUAGAUGCCUUGAUCAACAAUGCAGGCGUGAGAGGGAGUGUAAAGAAUCCGUUGGACUUGACUGAAGAGGAAUGGAAUCAUGUGAUCAGGACGAAUUUGACGGGGGCUUGGUUGGUUUCUAAGUCGGUUGGCAUAAGGAUGCGUGAUGCCAAGGUUGGAGGUUCCAUAAUCAACAUUUCAUCGGUUGCAGGUCUCCACCGCGGUCAAUUGCCUGGUGCUGUUGGAUAUGCUUCUUCAAAGACGGGAGUUAAUGCCAUGACUAAGGUGAUGGCGCUGGAGUUGGGGGUGUACAAGAUCAGGGUUAACUCAAUAUCGCCUGGAAUUUUCAAGUCUGAGAUCACGAAAGGUUUGAUGGAGAAAAAAUGGCUGCCUCGGGUUGCUGAGAAAACACUCCCUCUACAAACCUACGGAACUACAGAUCCGGCAUUGACAUCGCUCAUUCGAUACCUCCUCCACGAUUCGUCGCAGUAUGUGACUGGCAAUAUUUUCAUUGUGGAUGCUGGAGCCACCUUGCCAGGGGUCCCUAUUUUCUCUUCACUUUGAGAGAAAGCUUGCAUGUAUGUAUCAAUAUCAUAGUAGUAAAUCAUAUUCUGGUAUCGUUGUUAGUCUGGGUUGGUUUCGGAUUUGGAUCGAACUCUGUGUUCCAUAAAUUGCCAACAUUUGG
Linum trigynum is the source of this 1963-nucleotide messenger RNA. The record is from the annotation of a GenBank genome assembly. Lineage: Eukaryota; Viridiplantae; Streptophyta; Magnoliopsida; Malpighiales; Linaceae.